Molecule: messenger RNA, 4110 nt
Organism: Rattus rattus (black rat)
Lineage: Eukaryota; Metazoa; Chordata; Mammalia; Rodentia; Muridae
Gene: Ddhd2
Product: DDHD domain containing 2
Exons: 18
Coding region: 138-2237 (699 amino acids)
Cellular component (GO): COPII-coated ER to Golgi transport vesicle
Molecular function (GO): protein binding; triacylglycerol lipase activity; metal ion binding
Source: RefSeq, a predicted model, not a curated record
CCUCAGGCCCUGAACCCGGUGAGCGGACGCCAGGCUCACUGCUCGCGGCUGGAUCGCUGAGGAGCCCGCGGUGCGGGAUUGGGGCGCGGCCACAGGCUCCGCCCGUCUGCCCGCCCCGCCCGGCUUGGGAGAGCGAAAUGUCAUCGGGGGAAUCGCACCAGGAGCAGCUGUCACAGUCAGAUCCAUCCCCCUCCCCAAACUCCAGUAGUUCCUUUGAGCUGCUAGACAUGGAUGUUGGCAGUUCCUACGAACCCGUUUCUCCACAUUGGUUUUAUUGUAAGGUAAUAGACUCUAAGGAGCUCUGGAUUCCUUUCAACUCUGAAGAUUCACAGCAACUGGAAGAAGCACAUGGCUUUGGAAAGGAUUGUAAUGAGAGGGUUGUCCCCACUGAUGGGGGCAGAUAUGAUGUCCAUCUAGGGGAGAGGAUGCGGUAUGCUGUGUACUGGGAUGAACUGCCAUCAGAAGUGAGGCGGUGCACGUGGUUCUACAAGGGAGACAAAGACAACAAGUACGUCCCCUACUCCGAGAGCUUCAGCCAAGUUUUGGAGGAUACAUAUAUGCUUGCGGUAACUCUGGAUGAAUGGAAAAAAAAACUAGAAUCUCCAAACAGAGAAAUUAUUGUAUUACACAACCCAAAGCUCAUGGUGCAUUACCAGCCAAUCACAGGGUCUGAUGAAUGGGGUUCAACAUCCACUGAGCAAGGUCGGCCAAGAUCAGUAAAAAGAGGCGUUGAGAGCAUCCCUGUUGAUAUUCACUGUGGGGAACCUUUGCAAAUAGAUCACUUAGUGUUUGUAGUCCAUGGGAUUGGACCAGCUUGUGAUCUCCGUUUUCGAAGCAUUGUUCAAUGUGUUAAUGAUUUUCGAAGUGUUUCCUUGAACCUGCUACAAACACAUUUUAAGAAAGCCCAAGAAAACCAGCAGAUUGGAAGGGUAGAGUUCCUUCCGGUCAACUGGCACAGCCCUUUGCAUUCUACUGGAGUAGAUAUAGAUCUGCAGCGGAUAACCCUACCCAGCAUCAAUCGCCUUAGACACUUCACUAACGAUACAAUUCUGGAUGUCUUCUUCUACAAUAGCCCCACCUACUGUCAGACUAUUGUGGACACAGUAGCUUCUGAAAUGAACCGAAUAUAUACGCUUUUUCUGCAGAGGAACCCUGAUUUCAAAGGGGGUGUAUCCAUUGCUGGUCAUAGUUUAGGUUCGCUUAUAUUGUUUGAUAUCCUAACAAAUCAGAAAGAUUCUAUUGGGGAUAUUGACAGUGAAAAGGGUUCAUUGAGUACUGCUGAGGAUCUAGGAGAUGUAUCAACAUUAGAAGAAGAACUGAAGAAGCUUCAGCUCUCUGAGUUUGUCACUGUCUUUGAGAAGGAGAAAGUUGACAGAGAAGCUCUGGCUUUAUGUACAGACAGAGAUCUUCAGGAAAUGGGGAUUCCCUUAGGACCCAGAAAGAAGAUACUGAACCACUUCAGUGCCACAAAGAGUUCAGUGGGUAUUAAUAGACCAACCAUGUCAGCUUCUGAGGUAAAUAUCCCCAAGGAAAAAGGUGACUAUUUGGAUGUUGGAAUUGGGCAGGUGUCUGUAAAAUACCCCCGGCUUAACUACAAACCAGAAAUAUUCUUUGCCUUUGGAUCCCCCAUUGGAAUGUUUCUUACUGUCCGAGGAUUAAGAAGAAUUGAUCCAAAUUAUAAAUUUCCCACAUGCAAAGGUUUCUUCAAUAUUUACCAUCCUUUUGAUCCUGUGGCAUAUAGGAUUGAACCAAUGGUGGUCCCAGGAGUAGAAUUUGAGCCAAUGCUGAUUCCACAUCAUAAAGGCAGGAAGCGGAUGCACUUAGAACUGAGAGAGGGCUUGACCAGGAUGAGUAUGGACCUGAAGAACAACUUGCUGGGUUCACUGAGGAUGGCCUGGAAGUCUUUCACCAGAGCUCCAUACCCUGCCUUACAAGCUUCAGAAACGGCAGAAGACACUGAGGCAGAACCCGAACCAAAUUCAGAAAAGCCCAGUGACGCCAACACAGAAGAGCCUCCUGUGGAGGUCAAAGAGGAGGCUCCCAUCAAUGUGGGAAUGCUGAAUGGAGGCCAGCGCAUUGACUAUGUGUUACAGGAGAAGCCCAUUGAGAGUUUUAAUGAAUAUUUAUUUGCUCUACAAAGCCAUCUAUGCUACUGGGAAUCUGAAGAUACAGUACUGCUUGUCCUCAAAGAGAUCUACCAAACCCAGGGGAUCUUCCUCGAUCAGCCUUUACAGUAAAAUGACCCAUCUGUGGCUGCUUAAUAUGGACAUUGAGGGAGCCUUUCCUGAAAACCCCCUGGCUUGUUGCUGCAGCCUUCUUCUCAGCUACCGUGUGUCCUGCAUGUUGCCUGCCUUACUCCACGGGAUCUUUCAAGAUAACCCUCUUUGGAAACUAGGCGAAAGCAGAGGGAAGACUGCCUCAUAUGAACUCUCGCCGUUUUUGUAGCUAGGGACUUCCAUAUUUAAUGCUUUAGCAGCAGCCCCUCCUUGGUUAUUACAUGGAAAUGGAUAGUCUGUUAAGGGGGCUUAGAGAGCUUUAUGUCCUCUCCUUAGAAAGUGGGCUCGUUGGGGAACUUAUGAAGAUGGAGAGGACUUAGGGGUCCAGUCGCACUGCAGGGCUAAGCAUGUGUGGAUGUGGGAUAGCUGCUAGGUUUCGAGCCAGCAUUUAUUUCUUUGCUGUGUGUGAAAACCAGAGGCUGCCCUGAGCACUCACAUGGCACUGUAGGGACCACUGGGGCUGUUUGUGGUUGUUAUAGUUGCCUCAGCGUCUGUAACCCCAGAGGCUGUAUGAGCUGUGUGCCUGCCCUUCUACACCAUACUCCAAACCAGGGGUGAAGUGCAGGAAGUUAGUUGGUAAUACUUAUUUGAAGGUCACCCUGAAGUUACAUGGUCCUUCUCAGCUGUUCAUGUAGAAAAUGUGGUUUUUUAGUAGCACGGACUUGUCACCUGCUCCUUCACUUGAGAAAAGUAAGUAUUGUGACAUAAACGUCACUGCUUUCUGAGGUAUCAUCAAAAUGUUUACUUAUAGUUGGCAAUCAGUGUAGUUGAGCAUGCAGGUUAGGCAAGGGGGAAGACCACAUUCUGAAAGAAAAUCCUGUCUACAGGGUCUGAGGAGCAGCUGUAUGCACUGUGCACUGGCAGCUGAAUCUGCAGAAUUCAAAGCACGUUUAUCCUGAGGAAGAAUGACUGUACGCUGUCUUCCCCUUCCUCAGCAUGUGCUGUCGUCUGUCCUCUUCAUGAUUGUCCUUUAUUCUCCUUAGGUUAGCUCCUCCGAUUUCCACAGGUCUCUUUAUAGGUGAGCUGUGGUUUGAUUUUUGACCUUUUUUUGUAAACUGAUCAUGGUAUCCAGAGGCACUGCACAUAACACGCCCUGAACCCCCUCAGAUGGUGGUGCCCUUGACACACAGGGAGAGGGAGGCGAGCACUGUACCCUGGAGGUUAGAGGCACAGGACAGUCAGGCCUGGCCUUCCUUUCUGCUUAUGGGUAAUACUGGAUAAGCAAGCUACUGAGGAGUUCCAGGUAUAUGGAAUGUUUUAUUUUUUUCUACAGUAUGUCUUGAGUAAGAAUAUCUGAGAAUGAAGUAGUAUUCAUUAAAUACUAGAGUAAUUUUUGUCAAUUGUUGUCUUGAGAUUUGUUUACUCUUGUUAGCAGUCAUUACUACGUAAGAGUAAACCAAAGCACAACUGAGUGUGUUUAGUGACCAAAGAUGGGCAGCUUGGCCCUGGAGAGCUAGAUAAACCACUGCACUAAGAAAUGCUGCUUCCCGGCAGUCCGGUACAGUAACUCAAAGAGCUUGCACCUCACCAUCCACUCGUGGCGUUAUCACGCUCAGUAUUACACAAGUGAGUAGGGCAAGGGGCCUGGGUAUGGGUGUGCAUUGCGUCAUUUGUUACCAUGUACAGUUUCUUGACCAAGGCUGUUUUUAAACUCCAGUGUAACAGCAUUUUGUACGUAAUUCUGGCUGCACAAUUCGUGAGAGACUGUUUGCAAGGGAUGAACAGCACUGAUUACCUUCCUGAUAUUUUGCACUUUUGAAAUGUUUGUUUUAUAUGUGAUUAUAUUUAAGACUUUAGUAAAUGCUGAAAUAAAACUAUUGACCAUUUACCUACA